Sclerotinia borealis F-4128 is the source of this 6426-nucleotide messenger RNA. The record is from the annotation of a GenBank genome assembly. Lineage: Eukaryota; Fungi; Ascomycota; Leotiomycetes; Helotiales; Sclerotiniaceae.
AUGGGCAGCAUUGGAAGGGCGGAAGAUUUUAACGACAGACAAACUGAGAUUGAUGCCAAAAAUGUGCCCUACAAUCAAUAUCAAUAUGAGGCUGAGGGAAAUAGUUCAUGGGCAGGAGCACUCCCAGUAAAGCAGGGUUUAUAUGAUCCUAGCUUGGAGAAGGAUGCCUGCGGUGUUGGUUUUGCUUGUAACAUUAAAGGCAAACCCAGCCACAAAAUCGUCAGCGAUGCACGAAACCUGCUUUGUAACAUGACCCAUCGGGGUGCUGUGGGUUCUGAUUCGAGAGACGGAGACGGUGCUGGUGUUAUGACAUCCAUUCCUCACAAAUUCUUUAUCAAAAACUUCGAGCGCGAGACGGAUAUUAAGCUCCCACCGUUGGGUCAAUAUGCUGUGGGCAAUCUCUUCUUUAAACCAGAUGAGGAAACUCUACAAGAAUCAAAGAAACAAUUGGAAGAGAUCUCAGAGUCACUGGGAUUGAGAGUACUGGGCUGGCGAGAGCCUCCUAAAGAUUCUACUCUCCUUGGUCCUGCUGCUGCAUCUCGUGAGCCUAUCAUAUUGCAGCCGUUCGUAGUGCUAGCAUCUGCAUAUGGCCCUGGAAACUCGCCAGAAACUACCGACCCUGAGAAAUUUGAUGAGAAACAUUUCGAGAGACAGCUUUAUGUACUCCGAAAGCGUGCAACCCAUACCAUUGGUUUACACAAUUGGUUCUAUUUGUGCUCCCUGUCUAACAAAAACAUUGUCUAUAAAGGACAACUCGCCCCUGUACAGGUUUAUCAGUAUUUCUAUGAUCUGGUGAACGCUGAUUACGAAGCCCAUUUUGCUCUUGUGCAUUCACGUUUCUCUACAAAUACUUUCCCAUCAUGGGAUCGUGCUCAACCAUUACGAUGGGCAGCUCACAAUGGUGAAAUCAACACCCUCCGAGGAAACAAGAACUGGAUGCGUGCGCGAGAAGGUGUGAUGCAAUCCGAUGUUUUUGGCGAAGAGCUCGAAUCGCUGUACCCUAUCGUUGAAGAUGGAGGCUCUGACUCGGCUGCAUUUGACAAUGUUCUCGAGUUACUCACCAUCAAUGGAGUCCUUUCUCUACCUGAGGCUGUCAUGCUGAUGGUGCCAGAAGCGUGGCAAGAAAACGCCGCAAUGGAUCCAGCGAAGGCUGCUUUCUAUGAGUGGGCAGCUUGCCAAAUGGAACCUUGGGAUGGACCGGCACUUUUCACCUUCGCGGAUGGCAGAUACUGCGGUGCGAAUCUUGACAGAAACGGUCUUCGGCCAUGUAGAUACUAUGUCAUGGAUGAUGACAGAAUUAUUUGUGCGUCUGAAGUCGGUACUAUUCAAGUGGAUCCAGAGCGUGUUAUUCUCAAGGGUCGUCUGCAGCCAGGAAAGAUGCUUCUCGUAGACACCGUCGCAGGGCGCAUCAUUGACGAUGCCGAAUUGAAGAACACUGUCGCUAAACGACACGAUUUCCGAUCUUGGCUUCAUAAGGAGCUCGUCAGCUUACCCAAGGUUCAUGAAAAAUUGAUAACUCAAGGUAUAGUCGACUUGGCCCCAAAGCCUGAUGAUAGUACUAUCCAGGAGGAUGCUCUCUUGAAGGCUUUCGGGUAUACUUUCGAGCAAGUUUCCUUGGUUCUUGCACCAAUGGCUACUGACGAAAAGGAGGCACUUGGCUCCAUGGGUAACGACGCACCUCUCGCAUGUCUUUCCAAUGCCCCUCGUCUAUUAUACGAGUACUUCCGUCAACUUUUCGCCCAAGUUACCAAUCCUCCCAUUGAUCCUAUCAGAGAAGCUAUCGUCAUGUCCCUUGAAUGCUACGUUGGCCCUCAAGGAAACUUGUUAGGAAUGGAGUCAUCACAGUGCGGCAGGUUGCUGCUCCCGACACCUAUUCUCUCCAUUCCCGAGUUCAAUGCUCUCAAAAAUAUCAACAAGUUCUAUCCAAAAUGGACAUCCAAGGUCAUUGACUUGACAUUCCCAAGAUCCGAAGGUGUCGAAGGAUACCUUAAACAUUUGGAUUACAUUUGCGAGCAAGCCACCGCUGCCAUCGAAAACAAGGAUCCAAUAAUUAUUCUGUCCGACCGUGCAACAUCUGCGGACCGAAUUUCAGUAUCUACUCUUCUCGCUUCUGGGAUGGUUCACCAUCACCUUGUUAACAACAAGUGGCGAUCACAUGCUGCUUUGGUAGUCGAAACUGCUGAAGCUCGUGAGGUUCACCAUAUGUGUGUGCUUGUCGGAUAUGGUGUGGAUGCCGUCAAUCCAUAUCUUGCAAUGGAGUGUAUCAUCAAGCUCAACCGUGAAGGUUUGAUCAGAAAGAAGCUCAGUGAUGAGCAACUCGUCCGUAAUUACAAGUACUCUGCCGAUGGUGGUAUUCUUAAGGUUAUGAGUAAAAUGGGUAUCUCUACACUUGCUAGUUACAAGGGAGCUCAAAUUUUCGAGGCUCUUGGCGUUGACGAUUCUGUUGUAGACCGCUGCUUCAAGGGUACUGCCACAAGAAUCAAGGGUAUAACCUUUGAGCAAAUUGCCGAAGAUGCUUUUAGAUUCCACGAGAAAGGUUUCCCAUCACGAUACACUGUCACCAUUCCGGGUCUUGUCGAAUCUGGCGAGUAUCAUUGGCGUGAUGGUGGUGAGCCUCACAUUAACGAUCCUACCUCCAUUGCCAACAUUCAAGAUGCCGUUAGAACCAAGAACGAUAAGUCAUAUGAGGCAUACUCACUCUCCGAGUAUGAGCAAAUAAAAUCGUGCACAUUGCGAGGCCUCCUCGACUUCAAUUUCGAGGAAAGCAAUCCAGUUCCAAUUGACCAAGUCGAGCCAUGGACGGAGAUUGUUAGGAGAUUCUGCACUGGUGCCAUGUCAUACGGUUCCAUUUCAAUGGAAUCACAUUCUACUCUUGCUGUUGCGAUGAACCGUCUCGGGGGCAAGUCCAACACAGGUGAAGGUGGUGAAGACCCAGAACGUUCUGAAGUCAUGUCAAACGGUGAUACAAUGAGAUCAGCUAUUAAGCAAGUCGCAUCUGGACGAUUUGGUGUCACCUCUAAUUAUCUCGCUGACUCAGAUGAGAUUCAAAUUAAGAUGGCCCAAGGUGCUAAGCCUGGAGAAGGUGGCGAGCUUCCCGGCCACAAAGUGUCACAGUCCAUUGCCAGAACUCGUCAUUCGACUCCUGGUGUUGGUCUUAUUUCCCCACCUCCUCAUCACGAUAUUUACUCCAUCGAAGAUUUGAAACAAUUGAUUUAUGAUCUCAAGUGUGCCAAUCCUCGCGCGCGAGUAUCUGUCAAGCUCGUGUCAGAGACCGGUGUGGGUAUUGUCGCUUCUGGUGUUGCCAAAGCAAAGGCUGAUCACAUCUUGAUUUCUGGACACGACGGUGGAACUGGUGCUUCUCGAUGGACUGGUAUCAAGUACGCAGGUCUGCCCUGGGAACUUGGUCUUGCUGAAACCCAUCAAACUUUGGUUUUGAACGAUCUCCGUGGUCGUGUCGUUGUUCAAACUGAUGGCCAGCUUCGAACUGGUCGUGAUGUUGCCAUUGCAUGUCUGCUUGGUGCGGAAGAGUGGGGGUUUGCUACCACUCCUCUGAUUGCCAUGGGCUGCAUAAUGAUGAGAAAAUGUCACUUGAACACCUGCCCGGUCGGUAUAGCCACUCAGGAUCCCCUCCUACGCAAGAAGUUCACAGGUACUCCAGAGCAUGUCAUCAAUUUCUUCUACUAUAUCGCCAACGAGCUUAGAGCCAUUAUGGCAAAGCUUGGUUUCAGGACAAUCAAUGAGAUGGUUGGACAUGCCGAAUGUUUAAGAGUUCGGGAUGAUCUUCGCACGAAGAAGACUAGCAAUAUUGAUCUCUCUCUCAUUCUUACUCCUGCUCAUAAGCUCAGACCAGGAGUUGCUACCUUCAAUGUCCGCAAACAGGAUCACCGACUUUACGUCCGCCUUGAUAACAAGUUGAUUUCCGAGGCAGAGUUGACUCUUGAUAAGGGUCUGCCGUCCCGAAUUGAGUGCGACAUUGUUAAUACUGAUCGUGCUAUGGGUACCUCUUUGUCAUAUCAAAUUUCUAAGAGAUAUGGUGAGGAUGGAUUGCCUAUGGAUACCGUCCAUGUCAAUAUCAAGGGAUCUGCUGGUCAAUCUUUUGGUGCAUUCCUUGCUCCUGGUGUUACCCUAGAGCUCGAAGGUGACGCAAAUGACUAUGUAGGAAAGGGUCUUUCCGGUGGUCGCCUGAUCGUCUAUCCACCCCGCUCUGCAGUCUUUAAAGCCGAAGAAAACGUCAUCGUUGGUAACGUCUGUCUUUACGGUGCGACCAGUGGAACUGUCUUCUUCCGCGGUGUUGCCGCCGAGAGAUUCGCUGUCCGAAAUUCCGGAGCCACGGCAGUAGUUGAGGGUGUUGGUGACCAUGGUUGCGAGUACAUGACUGGUGGCCGUGUUCUCAUCUUAGGUUCAACUGGACGCAACUUUGCUGCCGGUAUGUCUGGUGGUAUUGCUUACAUCCUCGAUAUUCAGCAAGAUUUCAUGUCCAAGUUAAACACAGAGAUGGUUGAAGCUUCAGGCAUUGAUGACCCAGCUGAGAUUGCGUUCGUUCGAAGCUUGAUCGAAGAUCACCACCAUUACACUGGCUCCGAGCUUGCUGCCCGUAUUCUUCUUGACUUCAACAGAGCACUACGUAGAUUUGUCAAGGUCUUGCCUGUUGACUACAAGCGUGUCCUACAAGAAGAAGCCAAGAAAGCUGCUGAAGCCAAGAAGGCAAGAUACCCUUUGCCAUUUCUCCCAGGAAACCCAGUCCAUGGACUUCAUGAGAAGAACCAAAAGGAGAACAAGAAACCAUCUGAUCUUCAGGAUAUCGAGGAAACUAUUGGCGAUUCCGCCGCUGAAAAGAAGAGAUCCUUGGUUUUGGACAAAACUAAGGGUUUCAUGAAGUAUCAACGUCGAUCUGAGAAAUACCGCUCAGCCAAAACUAGAACUCGCGAUUGGGCUGAACUUUCCAAGCGUCUUGACGAAGAUGAACUCAAAUACCAAGCAGCUCGUUGCAUGGACUGUGGUGUUCCCUUCUGUCAAUCCGACUCGGGUUGCCCAAUCUCCAACAUCAUUCCCAAGUGGAACGAAUUGGUCUUCGCGAACCAAUGGAGAGAUGCUCUUAACCGUCUUCUCAUGACAAACAAUUUUCCGGAAUUCACUGGUCGUGUAUGUCCCGCUCCUUGUGAGGGUGCAUGUGUUCUUGGCAUCAACGAAGAUCCUGUUGGAAUCAAGUCCAUCGAAUGUGCCAUCAUUGACCGUGGAUUCGACAUGGGUUGGAUGAUUCCACAGGAACCAAAGGUCCGUACUGGGAAGACUGUUGCCGUCAUUGGUUCUGGACCAGCUGGUCUGGCUUGCGCCGAUCAACUCAACAAGGCUGGCCACAAAGUCACUGUCUACGAACGUGCUGAUCGUGCUGGAGGUUUACUAAUGUACGGGAUUCCAAACAUGAAGCUUGACAAGAAGAUUGUCAAGCGUCGUACAGAUUUCAUGGCUGCCGAAGGCAUCACCUUCAAAACUAACGUUGCAGUUGGCCAGGAUGUUCAACUUAUGGACCUCAAGACUGAAAAUGACGCUGUAGUGAUUGCUACCGGAGCCACUGUUGCCCGUGAUCUCCCAAUCAAGAAUCGAAGCCUUGAGGGCAUUCAUUUCGCCAUGCAGUUCUUGCACCGCAAUACCAAGUCCCUGCUCGACUCCGAGCUUGCUGAUGAUGAAUAUAUCUCCGCAAAGGAUAAGCAUGUCGUUGUCAUUGGUGGUGGUGAUACUGGAAAUGAUUGCAUUGGGACUUCCGUUAGACACGGUGCCAAGUCAGUCACAAACUUCGAGCUUUUACCUCAGCCACCGAAUGAGCGUGCCCGCGACAACCCAUGGCCACAAUGGCCACGAGUCUACCGUGUGGACUACGGACACACUGAAGUUAAGCAACACAUGGGCAAGGAUCCUCGUGAAUAUUGUGUUAUGUCUGAAGAGUUCGUUGAUGAUGGAACUGGAAAGGUCAAGGGUAUCAGCACUAUCCGUGUCGAAUGGACCAAGUCUUCCACUGGCGGUUGGGACAUGAAGAAAAUCGAAGGAUCCCAGCAAUUCUUCCCAGCUGACCUUGUCCUCUUGUCUAUGGGUUUCCUUGGACCUGAGGACCGGGUCCUUGGCGAUGACAUUGAGAAGGAUGGCAGAAAGAACGUCAAGACAGCUCCUGGAAAGUACUCUACCAAUGUUGAGGGUAUCUUUGCCGCAGGAGAUUGUCGUCGUGGACAAUCUCUUAUCGUUUGGGGUAUCAACGAAGGUAGACAAUGUGCUAGAGAGUGCGAUCGCUUUUUGGAGGGAUCUACCUCUUUACCUGUCACUGGUGGCAUUGUUAAGAGCAACGCAGCCGAAAUUCUAGCCCGAGGUCCUCAACGUGAGGUCUUAGGACGUGCUGAGCGCGCUUCUAUCCAGGUCAUCGCAGCUGCGACAUAA